This is a messenger RNA of Moneuplotes crassus, 1973 nucleotides long. Lineage: Eukaryota; Ciliophora; Spirotrichea; Euplotida; Euplotidae. The record is from the annotation of a GenBank genome assembly.
CAUUAUAUACGUGCUAUAUGGAAGCUCUUAUUAUCGGUAUGUAAGGCAGGUCAUCUCUAGAGAAAGUUUAUGAAUCUUAUAUUGAAUCAGAAGGCAACUAUUUUAAACCCAUCAAGUCGAAUCCUACUGGUGCUGCAAGGUAAGUACUUAUAGGGAAGAGAUGCUACUUUUGUGAAAAAGAGAUGCUAUUAAAUAUUUCUAGCGUUAGAAAGGACAUUCCGUCCUUUCUUACACAUAGAUUUAGUAUUUUGUGUGUUUACUCAAGGAAAAUCCUAAUCUUCGUAGAUUUAGUAAUAGAUACAAGACUAGGAAUCAAUUAGUCAAUCGGGAUUACAUUCAUAAUAGUUCAGUCUCAUCUUUGGAUGAUACAAAGCAAUUGGAGUGAGUCCUUGAAAGAGCAAAUAAGCCAAGGAGCAUGGUGAAAGCACGCAGAGAUAUACAUAAUCAGAACUCUCUUUCGAAUGGUAAUUUACUCGUGAUGCCUUAGGGAUUUAAAUUAUUGCCUUCACCGAACAAAAGGACUACGAUCAUUUCAAAGUAUGCAAACUGAAUUCAGGAUGUUGAUGUCGGUAAGUUCAUAAACUCUCAAUAUCUUCAUUCAUUCGCAAAUCAUUAAUCAAAUUAUAGAUAAAGGCAAGAAUCAGACUGUAUUAGACAAUGCUAAGGAAGAUCUUCUGAAAAAUCUUCAAGAAGAAACAACUGCUAAGCAUCAUGAAUAUAAUACACUUCAUAAUUCCUUCAAUGCUGGGUCAAAACCUCUUUCACCCAGGGAGCAUAAUUUUCCAGAUUCAGUAAGGAAUCAUCUUGAUAAUGCAGAACCUAACAAAGAUUUGACAGAAAAUGCCAAAAAUUGAUUGUCGAACUUCAGGAAAGCAACUAUUUAUGACAGAUAUAACCCCAUUAAACGUCAUGAGGGACAUUGGAGAUCAGACCCUAACAGCAGCCGUACUGAUUCAGAGCGAAGUUUCAUCACUAAGCCAGUGAAAGAAAGUAUUUCUAGUUCAAAAUAUUUCCAAAGUGAGAGCCCCAAAGGAUACUCCAAAAGAAAGCAGACUAACCAAUGGAAGAAUAUCCCUGAAAUAUUUAAGUCUCUCAAUCAGGCUGAAUACGGGGAUAUUCCAGGAGAUUUUUCUGAAAGCCCAGGCUCAGACAGGAAGAAAAUUAGCAAGAACUCUUCUUAUGCUGGAAAUAAAGACUUAAAACUGAAUGCCAACAAGAAAAACACUAUGGGGCUUAUUAAGCAAAUCUUGAAAAAUAAUCCAAGAGUUGCUGACAAGGAUGACAAUAAGAAGUUGGAUGGAAUCAUGAGCUCUUUUGUAUACUUGAAGGAAGACAAAGAUAGUGACCUUGAUAUGUAUUCCUUUGCACCAAAUAGACAAUUGGUAGUAAAUAAGCAUCUCAACUCUAAGAGUAUUGACUUUAUUAACUCAAAUCCUGAAGACAAACAGAUUUACUCUGGGAUCAAUCUUUCUAAGUGGAUUAACCGCAUGAAAGAUUUGAAGCAAAAGAGGACAGACCAGAAGAGAUACAACAAUAUUAAUUUAAAAUCUAAUAUUUAUCAUUCCAAGAGUAAAUCAAAAAAAAAGCAGAGAAUUACUCUCAGCCCGAAGAAAGUUGUCAGAAAGAAGAUACAUACUCCUAGCGAUUCCUUUAAGAUUGCUCAUGCGAAGAUACAAAAUGAGUAUAAUAACGAAUACUCUAGACAAACAGAUUGCAGGAAUAAAAGACUAAAGUCGAAUUCAAUCAGUCAUUUACCCCUAAGAAAGUCUCAUUCAAGUAGCGAUUCACAUGAAAUGGCUCAGAAGGAAAGAAACAGGUUAAAGAAUCAUCAAAAUCCUCGCUCUGAUUACCCUUCUGUGUUUAUCCCUAAAAGGGUUCAGAAUGUGAUUAACCUGAAGCCCACUCAGAGUCCAGUCAAGCUUCCGAAUAUAACUAUCAACACUAACCUUAAGACAGCUUUAAAGCUGUUAUAG